Molecule: messenger RNA, 4058 nt
Organism: Centruroides sculpturatus (bark scorpion)
Lineage: Eukaryota; Metazoa; Arthropoda; Arachnida; Scorpiones; Buthidae
Gene: CenG1A
Product: centaurin-gamma-1A-like
Exons: 20
Coding region: 241-2736 (831 amino acids)
Cellular component (GO): nucleus
Molecular function (GO): GTPase activity; protein binding; GTP binding
Source: RefSeq, a predicted model, not a curated record
CAUCUGGAAGACUUUACCUCUUCUUCCUCUGUUCCUUUUUUUUAUUACUGUAAUUUUUUUGGAUACGUUCUCAGUGUCUAUAGGAUGUCCCGGUCUGCCCCACUGGAACAGGUGAACGGAGGUUGACUCGAACUCCGGCUUUUUUGUUACUCGUCCUCGUCCGAAUCACGUGCUCGGUAGGCGUUACCAUAGUAACGCUGACUAGUGAGUCAGUCGGUGCCUAUCGGCUCGGUUGAUACCAUGCUAAUGAAGAUGCCGCCGUUGAUGUCCGGGCUCCGUCGUCGUUCCUUCCGAAUUAAAAAGAGGAAAAAGUCAAAGAAUAAACGAGCCGCUCUCUCAGAUUCCUUUGUCAACAGCCAAGAAUGGACUUUAAGUCGGUCAGUUCCAGAUCUUCGAUUGGGUAUUGUAGGUAGUCUUUCUAGUGGAAAGUCAGCAUUGGUUCAUAGAUAUCUGACUGGAUCUUACAUGCAAGAUGAAUCUCCAGAAGGUGGAAGAUUUAAAAAAGAAGUGGUUAUUGAAGGUCAAAGUUAUUUACUAUUAAUUAGAGAUGAAGGUGGCACACCAGAAUUACAGUUUAGUUGCUGGGUAGAUGCUGUCAUUUUUGUAUUUAGCUUAGAAAAUGAACCAUCAUUCAAUGCCAUUUGUAAUUAUUAUACUAAGAUGUCACAUUAUCGAAAUGCUGCUGAAGUUCCACUAGUAUUAGUUGGUACACAAGAUGCAAUAAGUGAAAGUAAUCCUCGUGUUAUUGAUGAUAGCAGAGCAAGAAAAUUAGCUAGUGAUCUUAAAAGGUGUUCCUAUUAUGAAACAUGUGCUACGUAUGGAUUAAAUGUAGAAAGAGUUUUUCAAGAUGCAUGCCAUAAAAUUGUUCAACAAAAAAUUCAAGGAUUAACACCAAAUAGUUCCAGACCAGGCACUCCAAUUAAUCAUCCAGUUCGCUGCAAUUAUUACAUACCUGGUUCAGUUCCAUUAUCAAAUAAUCAUAUUAUCGCUCAAAGUAAUGGUUAUACUAAUCAUCCAGCUGCUACACCAACAAUUCCUAAUUCUUCGCAAAUGGUUGGAUCAGUUUCUUAUAGCCAUGCUUAUCAUGGACAAAAUUUUAUGAAGGAUGCUCAUCAGUGGGAAAGAGAAAUGAAAUCUGAUGUAAAUGGUACAAAUAUGCUAAAAGAAAGUAAAUCAGAUAAAAUAGAACGUUCAUUUAUAGUUGACUCUCAACAAAUUUCUAAUACUGUAAAUAAAGAGAGUAAAGAUAUUCCAACUCCAUGUUCUACUCCAACAACUUCCAGGAAAUCCAGGAGGAGAUCAAAUCUUUUUACACCAUUGAAGAAAGAUGAUGAUAAAAAAUUGAAAAAUGGUGAAGUAGGGAGUGGAAGGUAUAUACCUUUGAGACAGGGUUAUUUAUAUAAAAGAAGUUGUAAGACACUAAACAAAGAAUGGAAGAAAAAGUAUGUUACUUUAACAAAUGAUGCAAGAUUAACUUACCAUCCAAGUCUUCAUGACUAUAUGGAUGAUAUUCAUGGAAAGGAAAUUCCAUUAAUGCACACAACUGUAAAAAUCCCUGGACAAAAACCAAGAGGGUCCAGAACUCAGGGAACAAUUUCUGUUCAACAUAUAAAUGAAUUGGCUUCUGAUAUUAGCAGUCUUUCCUUAGCAAGUAGUGUAUUAAAUGGAAAUGAUACUCAUUUAAUACCUGCUGUUCCGAGUACUAAUCCUCUCCUAAGCAAACUGGACACGCCAAAUAUCAAAAAACGUCAUCGCCGCAUGAAAAGUACUGGUGCCAAAAAUCUUGAAAUGAUGGAUGAUUCUGAUGGCUAUGAAUUCAUCAUUGUUUCACUUGACAAUAAGCAGUGGCAUUUUGAAGCUACUAGUACUGAUGAUAGAGAAGCUUGGGUGAGUGCCAUUGAACAACAGAUUCUCAACAGUUUGCAGGGUAAUGAAAGUAGUAAGUCAAAGACACGUCUUAAUAAUCUGGUUGAUACUGCAUCAAUUCAAGCUAUUCGGACAAGCAUACCAGGAAAUACUAAUUGUGCUGACUGUGAUGCACCCAAUCCAGAUUGGGCCAGUUUGAACAUUGGAGCAUUAUUAUGCAUUGAAUGUUCAGGAACUCAUCGUAAUUUAGGAUCUCAUAUAUCUAGGAUUAGAUCAUUAGAUUUAGAUGAAUGGCCACCUGAACAUAUCAGUGUCAUGAUGUCAUUAGGUAAUACUAUAGCUAACAGUAUAUGGGAAGGGAAUAUUCGUGGAAGAGCCAAGCCUACUCCUAAUUCUAGCCGAGAAGAAAAAGAAAGGUGGAUAAGAUCUAAAUAUGAAUUAAAAGAAUUCUUAGCAUCAACAAAUUCUUCUAUGACAAUUGGACAGCAAUUGAUUGAUUCAGUCUGCAAGUCAGAUAUUAAAAGUGUAGCCUUAGUCCUUGCUCACGUAACAAGUCCUGACCAAGUCAAUGUUCCUGUUAGUCCCAGAGAUAUGCGCUUACCUCUUCAUUUAGCAGCUGCUCUUGGAAAUUUGGCAAUUUGUCAACUAUUAAUUUGGUAUAAUGCUAACGUGAAAGCUAUAGAUUCUGACGGUAGGAGUCCAAUGGUCUAUGCAAAGAAUGCAGGCUCACAAGAGAUUCAAGAUCUGCUGAGAAACAAUGGAUGUCCAGAUACUGUCGUUCACACUUCAAACACCAUGCCAAAAAGAAGAGGUAGUCUCUCCCAAAAAUCUUCAGAAGUAUUUGACAAAUUGCCUGCUAGUAUUAUAUAAAGUCAGUAAUUGUGGCCAAACAAUAACAUUCUGGAGAAAGGGAAAGCUUGAGAAGUACAUUAACCAUACCAGCACAUAUCUAAUGCCAAAAAUGUAUAGAGAUGAGUUUUUAUUUUCUCAACACAAGAUAGUAUUAAUGCUUUUAAAAAGGCAGCUUAUAUAAAUAUUUUUUGCAAGUAGGAGAUAUUAAUGUGCAAUUUUGACUGAAUUUUAUUACAGAAAAAUUUCUAUAUCAUUUAGAAUUGCUGCCAACCUUUGUAUACUGUGAUCAGAAAUAUUUAUAGUGAUGAAAAUCUUCCCACCCUAAACAUAAAUUUUAUCUCUGAAUUAAUCAAAUAUUUUAGGAUUUUUUAUAUAUAUUUUUUCCUCUCCUUUACAAAAGUCGGACAUUAUUUAAAUUUUCGAUAGACAAUCUAUAUAAUGUUCAAAUUGAACCGAUAUUUAAAAAAAAAAACUUCUCAAAGCGUAACAGGGUAAGCCUUGCUGGUCCUUUUAUUCGAGAUAUAAAGAUAUUUUAGCAAAUAAUUGCUUCUUAACAUAUUGCCUUUAGUCCAGAUCGCUCAUCAAUUGAUUAUAUUUGGAAAAAAUCUUAGAUUUUACACUGCCAGUUAUCUUCUAAUAUGAGCGUUAUUUAUAAAAAGCCAUGUAUUAAAACAUAAUUUUUCUCUUUACAAAAUUAUAAAAUGUACUAAACUUACUAAGAGUUUGAAAAUUUAUUCCAAAAAUAAGAAAAUGAUAAUUUCUUAAGAUUUUGCAAAUUUGUCUCCAAAUACCUGCACUUGUACAGAAUUUGUAUUAUUUGUACAGAAAAUAAAUAUUUAUAAUAAUCAAUGAAAAAUAGAAAGCUAGUUGUCUAACAUGACGUAUAAGAAAAGUCAAUGAUCUGUUAAAUUAAAUACACAUUGAGCUGAUCAAAAAGAAAUAUUAUAUAUGAUAAAAUUCUACAAUUUGUAUAAUUUACUUUUGCCAGAAAGAGUUUUUUUUUGAGGAAAGAAAAACUCUGCAGUUUUUUGUAAAUAUGUAAUUAUAAUAUAUAGAAUAAUAUAUUAUUUUCAUUCUUUCUAUUACAUUUCUUCAUCUAGUCUUCCCCAGUUUAUGUAAAGGGGACCACAAUCUUACGAACUUGCAGCAUACAUCAUGUUAUAAUCAAUUCAUGUUCUCACUGUGUGCUUUUGUACAAAUUAGUUUAAUCUGUAUGAUGUGUGUUUGGUUUUGUAAUUUGUAUAAUAAUUGCACCUUGUUAUUGUGUACAUGUCAUUUCAAUGUUACAAAUUAUAUAAUUUUUUUUCUUUUUUUUUCAAAUAAAUGUACUAAAUACUGGA